Rhododendron vialii is the source of this 2989-nucleotide messenger RNA. RefSeq names its product fasciclin-like arabinogalactan protein 15. The record is from RefSeq and is a predicted model, not a curated record. The transcript is spliced from 3 exons. Lineage: Eukaryota; Viridiplantae; Streptophyta; Magnoliopsida; Ericales; Ericaceae. The coding region runs from base 188 to 1546 and encodes 452 amino acids.
AAGUAGAAAGUGAGAGUAGAGAGAAAGGAAAAGAGAGAGACAGGCCAGGAAGAGAGAGAAAAUCAGAAAAACCACUGGCUAUUGUCCUCCCUUCGAAGCCAAUAAAAGAUCUUCGUGUCCUCUUUUCUCCUUUCCCUUCUCUUCAAUAAAAACACCAACCAAACCAAAACCUCCACCAGAAACUCCAAUGCCCUCUCCAAUGGCGCCCAACCUCCUCCUCUCUCUCCUCCUCCUCAUCUCCACCCUACUCAGCCCCACAUUGGCCCAACGACAACAAACCCAGAUCAACUCCAACUCAGUCCUCGUUGCCCUCCUCGACUCCCACUACACCGAGCUCGCCGAGCUCGUCGAGAAGGCCCUCCUCCUGCAGACUCUGGAACAGUCCGUCGCCAGCCACAACAUCACCAUCUUCGCCCCGAAGAACGAGGCCCUCGAGCGCGACCUCGACCCCGAGUUCAAGCGCUUCCUGCUCGAGCCCAGAAACCUCAGGUCCCUCCAGACCCUCCUGCUCCACCACAUACUCCCGAGGAAAAUCCACUGGCCGGACUCGGACUCACCUGCUGAGCCAACUCGGCAUUACACCCUCUCCGACGACUCGGUGGUGGCAGGCGGGGUUAAUCCGGAGCUCAAAGUCGUCCGCCCGAACGACGUCGUCCGUGCGGACGGAGUCAUUCACGGGAUCGAGCGGCUGUUAGUACCCAAAUCCGUGCAGCAGGAGUUCAACAAGCGGCGGAGCUUGGAGUCAAUCUCCGCCGUCAAACCGGAGUCGGCUCCGGUUGUGGACCCCAGAACCCACCGGUUGAAGAAACCCUCCCCGCCGGUUCCAGCCGGUUCGCCUCCGGUUCUCCCAAUUUUCGACGCGAUGGCGCCCGGGCCGUCGCUAGCUCCGGCUCCGGCUCCUGGACCCGGUGGGCCCGACCACCACUUCGACGGCGAGGCCCAGGUGAAGGACUUCAUCCAAACCCUCCUCUUAUACGGCGGGUACAACGAAAUGGCCGACAUUAUGGUGAAUUUGACGAAUUUAGCCUCGGAAAUGGGGAGACUAGUGUCCGAGGGGUACGUGUUGACGGUUCUAGCGCCGAACGAUGAGGCGAUGGCGAAACUGACGGCGGACCGGCUGGCCGAGCCGGGCGCGCCGGAGCAGAUCAUGUACUACCACAUGAUCCCCGAGUACCAGACGGAGGAGAGCAUGUACAACGCGGUCCGGAGGUUUGGGUCGGUCCGGUACGAGACACUGCGGCUGGGUCAGAAGGUGGUGGCCACGGAGGCCGACGGGUCGGUCAAGUUCGGAGAAGGCGAGGCGUCGGCAUAUUUGUUCGACCCGGACAUUUUCACGGAUGGGCGGAUUUCGGUUCAGGGGAUUGACGGGGUUUUGUUUCCGGCGGAGGAGGCGGCGUCGCCGGUGGUGGCGGAGAAGAAGGCGGAGGCCAGGAGUGUUACGCGUGCUAAACUUGCGGCCAAGCCUAGAAGAGGAAAAUUGCUCCAAGUAGCAUGCCGUAUGCUCGGCGCGAUAGGGCAAGAUUCCCGGGUUACAACAUGCCAUUGAAGAAUGCCAAAAACUUCGAAGUAGAGAAAAGGUAUCAUUCUCUCUCUCUCUCUCUACAAAUAUGUCAGUGUCACCCAACAACAAGAAAUUUCGAUGCAUGUCAUGUCAUGUCUAUUACUCCUAUAUUGCUUGCUUUAGCAGAUUGAUGGUAUGAUGAUCGGGCAAGGGUCCUAACCAGUUAGACUCCCAACCAGUUCAAACCCAUUGUGGGCCCUUUUUGGGUCCACAACAAUGAUCAGAAUCGUUUUUUUAGAGCUUGUCGAGGUUUCAUAUGGGGAUGUAGUCACCUGUAAGCUACCUUCGGAUUAUUUUUCCAGUUUUGGGGGGAAACAAGAAAGAUACCUUAGAUUAACAUCCAAGUCAAUAGGGGGAAGAAGUAACAUGGGAGAUGCAAAGUUCCUUUCAUGUUGGUUAUCCCUUUCCCUUCAACUUCUUGUGCUAGCUGAUACUAUUAUAUUUCUUGUUGGUUGCUUCAAUGAACAUGAAGAAAAACACUACCCUACACACACACACACACACACACAAAAUCUGAUUGAUGAGUUAACUUAAUCGUCAUGGAUGUUGUACUUGUCUCUCUCGUGUGCGAUAGGUUCCUUUUCCUGUUGUAAUAGAUCCACACGGAAGGUUGAAAUCCUUAUCAUCAAUAAAGUUCUUGCUCUUCGCCAGAAAAAAAAAUUCAUCUUAGAACAAGAUUGGGCCGUAAAAGGAAUAUUCGAUUACUUGAUUGAUUUUUAUGUCAACACGAGUAGUUCUAAAUCAAGGUUUACGAACGAAGAACAACUAUAACAAUUGGUGAUAACCUUUACGCACAUGUAAAGUUAGCCAUGUUUCUUUCCAAACUUAUCUUUCCAACUCAAGCAUUAUCUAAAAAGGAAAAGCAAAAGGUGAGGCAUUACUCAUGUUUUAAUGGUAUUAUUAACUGGAGCUCAUAAUUGGUUAUUACCUUUUUAUUGCAGGCAAAUCACCGGAUCGAGCCAUGAUUUAUUUCUCUAAAUUUGGGUUUACUAGUUGUUAUCAAAGGAAGGCUGCAGCCAUGGAUGGGGAAGGGGGUAACUGGUGAAGAAUAUUGCUCUCUGUUGCAGAACUUCCAGGGAUGGAUUUUGGGGGAAGGAAGAGGUCACAUGAACUGUACAAGGUUUUUUUCAAAUUUUUUUUUUUAUUUGUUAGGUUGGAUGGUGAUGAGCUGUGUGUUUUUUCUCAUAUCAUAAAGCAGUAAAGAUUGGGGUGAGGGGAUUAAUUUUGUAUUAGGCGGUGGGUCUCCCACUGUGUAAAAAAAAAAAGUAGGGAAAAUAUUUGUGGGGAGGAGUGAAAUAAAAUUCUUAUUGUAUUAGGGGGGGCCAUCAGAAUAAAGAAUAAAUUCAAGUUUGUUUGUUCAUCUUACCGCAUUCUUGUAAACUUUUAAGUUUGAAACUUAUUUCGGUACUUUUCGUAAUUUUUUGUUUA